This is a messenger RNA of Nematolebias whitei (Rio pearlfish), 1247 nucleotides long. It is a transcript of the gene gale, whose product is annotated as UDP-galactose-4-epimerase. The transcript is spliced from 11 exons. Gene Ontology annotation, cellular component: cytosol. The coding region runs from base 163 to 1215 and encodes 350 amino acids. Gene Ontology annotation, molecular function: UDP-glucose 4-epimerase activity. The record is from RefSeq and is a predicted model, not a curated record. NCBI's taxonomy places the organism in Eukaryota, Metazoa, Chordata, Actinopteri, Cyprinodontiformes, Rivulidae. Gene Ontology annotation, biological process: beta-D-galactose catabolic process via UDP-galactose, Leloir pathway.
CCACGUUUACCAGGAAGUUGUGACUUUUCUUAAAGAAGAGAAGCCUUUUCUGAAUGAAGACACAGAUAAAAUCUUGAGUUUGACGCUAAACUCACCGUUUCACUACCAAACUCUGCCGGCAGCGACUAUUUAGCUUCUUUACAUCAACAUUUGACCCUGAAGAUGGCAGAGAAGGUGCUGGUCACGGGUGGAGCUGGAUACAUCGGGAGUCACUGUGUGGUGGAGCUCAUUGAAGCCGGAUUCCAGCCAGUCGUGGUAGAUAACUUUAGUAACGCUGUAAAAGGAGAGGGGGGGGUGCCGGAGAGCAUACGAAGAAUAGAAACGAUUCUGAACACUAGCAUCGAGUUUCACAAUCUCGACCUUCUGGACCGCCCCGGCUUGGAAAAACUCUUCGAAAAGCAUUCCUUCAGUGCUGUGAUGCACUUUGCUGGCUUGAAGGCGGUCGGGGAGUCCGUGGAGCAGCCGCUGCGGUACUACAGAGUCAACCUCACUGCUUCCAUAAAUUUACUUGAGGUGAUGCAGGCUCACAAGGUGCACAAUCUGGUCUUCAGCAGCUCGGCCACAGUUUACGGAGACCCCCAGCGCCUUCCAAUAGAUGAGCAUCACCCUGUAGGGGCCUGCACCAACCCCUACGGCAAGACCAAGUACUUCAUCGAGGAGAUGAUCAAGGACCACUGUAAAGCGGAGAAGGACUGGAACGCGGUGCUGCUUCGUUAUUUCAACCCCAUCGGCGCUCAUAAUUCUGGUAUGAUUGGCGAGGAUCCUCAGGGUAUCCCAAACAACUUGCUGCCAUACGUUGCUCAGGUGGCAGUUGGAAGGAGAGAGUUUCUCAGUGUGUUUGGAAAUGACUACAACACGGUUGAUGGCACAGGUGUGCGUGAUUACAUUCAUGUUGUAGAUCUGGCAAAGGGACACAUAGCCGCUUUGAAAAAGUUGAAGGACAGCUGUGGAUGCAAGGUUUACAACCUUGGAACAGGAAAUGGUUACUCUGUGCUCCAGAUGGUGAAAGCGAUGGAGAAGGCAUCAGGGAGGGAGAUUUCGUACAAGAUUGCACCUCGUAGAGGAGGAGACGUAGCAUCUUGUUUCGCUGACCCUCAACUGGCUGAGAAGGAGCUGGGCUGGAAGGCUCAGUUCGACUUGGACAGAAUGUGUGAGGAUCUGUGGCGCUGGCAGUCCAAGAACCCCACAGGAUUCUCCAGCGGCACUGCGUCUUGAUGCAGCUGCUUGUUUACAACCCCCCCCCCCCA